Suillus discolor is the source of this 390-nucleotide messenger RNA. RefSeq lists its product as uncharacterized. NCBI's taxonomy places the organism in Eukaryota, Fungi, Basidiomycota, Agaricomycetes, Boletales, Suillaceae. The record is from RefSeq and is a predicted model, not a curated record. The annotation marks the transcript as partial. The transcript has 3 exons.
AGGCACAAACUCUCGACAACAGAGUGGCUUGUACUUCGUGAUUGUGAAGUUAUGCUGAUGGUUCCUCAUAUCGCACUUCAGUCCAUGCUGUCAGAACGAUUGCCAGUCUUAUGCGGCACUAUCAUCAUCUUCGAACAAUUCAUUGCGAAGUGGAAGUCUCUUCAGAAUAGCCAACCCCAUCUGAAGCCAUUCUUGGACAUUGGGUUACAAUGGGCUCAGAAGUAUUAUGAUCGUAUGCAAUCAGACACGUAUAUCAUAGCAAUGGUUCUUAACCCAGCAUAUUGCAUGAGUUGGAUCAAGAGACAUUGGUCACAUGAGGGAUCUGACAAAGCAAUACAAGUAAUCAAAUCAAAGGUAUUUCGAGCACAUCUGACCUGGCAUUGUUUCUAA